UUCAGUGAAGUGCCCAACAGGAGUUGGUAGGUGGAAAGACCCAUAGAUUUUCAAGUGAUAGUCUUGGGGUUUGAGUUUCUGCAACAUUCAUCAAAGACAAACGUCACCGAGAAUCUUUCCAUCGAAUAUGCAUCCUGUGGUGGCCACUGUGCUGCUGGUAUUCUCCUGUGCUGUCUUGGCACUGGAUAAUGGCUUGAUGAGGACCCCGCCCAUGGGCUGGCUGGCAUGGGAACGGUUCCGCUGUAACAUUGACUGUGAUAAUGACCCUAAAAACUGCAUCAGUCAGGAUCUUUUCAGAGACAUGGCAGAUCGUCUGGUCGAGGAUGGCUGGAGGGAGCUGGGUUAUGUUUAUGUUAAUAUUGAUGACUGCUGGUCCUCCAUGCAAAGAGACGCCCAGGGCCGUCUUCAACCAGACCCCAAGAGGUUCCCUGGGGGCAUUGCAAAGUUGGCGCAAUAUGUCCAUGACCGUGGUUUGAAGCUGGGUAUCUACGGGGAUCUUGGCACCCACACAUGUGGCGGGUACCCUGGCACCACGCUGGAUAAGAUAGAGACUGAUGCCCGAACUUUUGCAGAGUGGGGGGUAGACAUGCUGAAACUAGAUGGUUGCUAUUCUAACGCAACCACUCAGGAACUGGGCUACCCACUCAUGUCGAAGGCUCUGAAUGCCACUGGCCGUAUGAUUGGCUACUCCUGCAGCUGGCCCGCCUACCAAGGUGGUCUUCCUCCCACAGUGAACUAUUCUCAGCUAGGGGAGAUCUGUAACUUGUGGAGGAACUAUGGUGACAUCCAAGACUCAUGGACUAGUGUUUUGCGUAUUGUGGACUGGUUCUCAGACAACCAGGACAUCCUUCAGCCGGCAGCUGGCCCAGGACGCUGGAAUGACCCAGACAUGUUGAUCAUUGGAGACUAUGGCCUCAGCAUGGACCAGUCACAGUCUCAGAUGGCUCUGUGGGCAAUCAUGGCAGCCCCACUCUUCAUGUCCAAUGACCUCCGAACUCUGAGCAGCAGUGCCCGUUUCAUCUUACAGAACAAGGUCGCUAUUGCCAUCAAUCAAGACCCCCUGGGCGUCCAGGGCAGACGCCUGCUUAAGGAGAAGAGUGGUGUUGAGGUGUUCUGGCGACCUCUGUCUGAAGGAGCAAGUGCUUUAGUUUUCUUCAGUCGCCGUACAGACAUGCCGUUCCGCUACCAGACGUCUCUGAGGAAACUUAAUUACACCGCUGGCACCUACAAGCCCUAUGAUGUCUUUAUGGAGAAACCUUUGGGACUGUUGAAGGACUCCACAGAUUUUGUCGUCUCCAUCAAUCCGUCAGGUGUGGUCAUGUGGUUCGUACCUCCAGCAGCUCAGUGGCAGAAACAGGCUGAACGCGGGCGAAUGUUCUAUAGUCGCAGUGACCAAGGCAACACCCGUGUCCUACUCUAAUCUGGUCCAAAAACGAUUUUUAUUAUCCAGGAAGAUAUUGAUGUCCUUAACAGAGCCCAUCCACUCAGGGACCUGAAGCCAAUGAAGCAAAUCUUUACAAUGAACAUUUUCACACCACAAUUAUGUUGUUUUUUUUAUUGAAUGUGUUGAUGUUUUUAAAAAAAAAACUUUUCAAAUUAAUGUCUAUUUUGGAAUAAAUUUUAUAUGCCAUACACUUAAG
This is a messenger RNA of Chanos chanos (milkfish), 1640 nucleotides long. Its product is annotated as alpha-N-acetylgalactosaminidase. NCBI's taxonomy places the organism in Eukaryota, Metazoa, Chordata, Actinopteri, Gonorynchiformes, Chanidae. The transcript is spliced from 9 exons. The record is from RefSeq and is a predicted model, not a curated record. Bases 128 to 1420 code for a protein of 430 amino acids. Gene Ontology annotation, biological process: oligosaccharide metabolic process; glycoside catabolic process. Gene Ontology annotation, cellular component: cytoplasm. Gene Ontology annotation, molecular function: alpha-galactosidase activity.